Schizosaccharomyces osmophilus is the source of this 1740-nucleotide messenger RNA. RefSeq names its product ATP-dependent RNA helicase Dbp9 (gene dbp9). The transcript has a single exon. The record is from RefSeq and is a predicted model, not a curated record. The coding region runs from base 1 to 1740 and encodes 579 amino acids. Gene Ontology annotation, molecular function: ATP binding; nucleic acid binding; RNA helicase activity. Gene Ontology annotation, cellular component: nucleolus. NCBI's taxonomy places the organism in Eukaryota, Fungi, Ascomycota, Schizosaccharomycetes, Schizosaccharomycetales, Schizosaccharomycetaceae.
AUGCCACAGGAUUUUUCACAGUUUAAUUUGGAUCCGAGGAUCCAGCGUGCCAUUCAAAAAUGUGGCUUCACUGAGCCUACGCAAGUACAAAAAACGGGAAUUCCUUUGGCCUUAGAUGGAAAAGAUUUAGUUGUUCAAGCCAAAACCGGUUCUGGUAAGACUGCUGCAUAUUUAAUCCCACUUUUAGAACUUUUAUUAAAACAGAAGCAAUUGGAUGAAAAGGAUCGUGGAAUUUUUACUUUGAUUCUCGUUCCUACAAGAGAACUAGCUCAACAGGUGUUCAAGGUUUUGGAAAAGCUGACACUAUAUUGUGGUAAACACAUAAAAUUUGUGAAUAUAGCUACAAAUGCCGCAGACUUGGUACAGCGUCCUUUGCUCCUUGAUUUCCCCGAUAUCGUAAUAUCAACUCCAAGCCGUUCUGUAGUUCAUUUUUCCUCGGGGGCUCUUUCACUUGACAAGAUCAAGUUUCUUGUUAUCGAUGAGGCUGAUUUGAUUCUCUCUUUUGGAUAUCAAGACGAUAUGUCUAGUUUAAGCAAAGCACUCCCACGAGGAGUGCAGACGUUGUUAAUGUCUGCCACCCUUACUGAAAGCAUUGCUUCGUUACGGCAAUUAGUUUGUCGUGAUCCAGUAGUUUUACGUCUUGAAGAUAAAGAAGCAGAUGGACAGCUAACACAAUAUGCUGUAAAAACUUCCGAACAAGAUAAAUUUUUGCUUGCGUAUAUUUUACUGAAAUUAAGGCUCAUAAAAGGAAAAAUAUUAAUUUUCGUAAACGAAAUUAAUCGUUGUUAUCGCCUAAAGCUUUACCUUGAGCAAUUCGGUAUGAAAAGUUUGGUUUUAAAUUCUGAAUUGCCCGUCAAUUCUAGAAUGAAUAUCGUUGAUCAGUUCAAUAAGGGCCUUUACCAAAUUAUAAUUGCAACGGAUGAAAGUGACAAAGUAGCAGAAUUGGACGAAGAUAAUGAAGACCGACAGGAAGCUACUAACGAAGCCAAUGAGGAGGCGGAUUCAAAGAUGGAGGAAGAUUCAAAGGAUAGCCAAGAUUCUGGUGAAACCGCUAGAAAGACAAAGUCAAAGCAAAAGAAAGCUAUCAAAAAGGACCGUGAGUAUGGCGUUGUUCGCGGCUUGGACUUCGAAAAUGUCUCUUGUGUUCUCAAUUUUGACAUGCCAACAACCGCCAAAGCUUACAUUCACCGCGUAGGAAGAACUGCAAGAGCUGGAAAACCAGGAACAGCCAUGUCUUUUUUUAUACCUAAAUCGGAUGUUGGAAAGCAUAAGCCUACAACUCUGGCUACUUGCAAGAAAGAUGAAUCCGUCUUAAGACGAUUGAGUAAAAAGGGCAUUGAGCCUAAACCUUAUGUUUUUGAUAAAAAACAGACCGAUGCGUUUCGAUACCGUAUGGAGGAUGCUCUUCGAUCAGUUACUUCCGUGGCUGUGCAAACUGCCCGUGCUGCUGAAUUGCGCCAGGAAAUGCUAGCUUCUGAAAAGCUAAAGUCGUACUUUGCAGAAAAUCCUGACGAGCUAUUGACUUUGACGCAUGAUACGGCAGCUAGCGUUCGAUUAGCACGCACACAAAGACAUCUACGACACGUCCCAGAAUAUCUUUUGCCAAAGGGACUUCAGGCUGUAAAUAAAGAUGUUGGAUUCGUCCCAUUCAAAAAGCAGAAUAACCGUAGGACUGCCAAGAAGAAGAAAAACACAAAGCACCGCCAUGAUCCUCUGCGCUCAAUGAGAAGGAGUAAGUAG